CAACCUCGUUUUUGUCUUUCAAUUUUUGCGGAAAAGCUUGUUUCAAGCAUUUUUCGGCGUUUUGUGGAAAACGCGUAAAACCAAUUAAAUUGUGAUAUAUUUAUCCUUUUAAAUUCAUAUUAAGUGUAAUAAUAGUGCAAAGUAAGUCCAAUUGUUUGAUUAGAAUUAAAAUCGUUAGUUUUAAUUCGUUUGACAGAUCGAUUCGCGUUACAAAGUUUCAGGUUAUAAAGCAUUAAUUAUAUUUUUAUACUAUUUUUGGUUCAUAUUGAUUUGAAAUGGAAAGCAUGGAUGUCGCACAAGAAGGGACAUCAGCUGCAACGACGCCAGUGGUUGAAAAUGGGCCUGACAAAAACGUCACAGCCGAGGAGAUGACGUCCAGGGACUAUUAUUUCGACUCGUACGCCCACUUCGGCAUCCACGAGGAAAUGCUAAAAGACGAAGUCCGCACCCUCACGUAUAGGAAUGCUAUGUACCACAAUAAGCAUCUUUUCAAGGGCAAAACGGUUCUAGACAUAGGCUGUGGCACGGGUAUUCUUUCCAUGUUUGCGGCCAAGGCUGGGGCUGCCAAAGUGAUUGCCAUUGAGUGCUCCAACAUAGUUGAUUACGCAAGAAAGAUUGUUGAGGCUAACCGGCUUGACGAUGUUAUUGAAAUUAUCAAAGGAAAGGUGGAAGAAGUGGAGUUGCCUGUUGAGGGUGUGGAUAUCAUCAUCUCGGAGUGGAUGGGCUACUGCCUGUUCUACGAAAGCAUGCUGGACACCGUUCUCUACGCGCGGGAUAAGUGGCUGAAGCCUGAUGGCAUGCUUUUCCCUGACAGAUGUACGUUGUUCAUAUGCGGCAUUGAAGACCGCCAGUACAAGGAUGAGAAGAUCAAUUGGUGGGAUGAUGUGUAUGGUUUCGACAUGUCGUCUAUUAGGAAAGUUGCCAUCUCCGAGCCUCUUGUGGACGUUGUGGAUGCUAAACAAGUAGUAACAAAUUCGUGUUUAUUAAAAGAGAUAGACCUGUAUACUGUUAAGAAGGAAGAUCUUAACUUCGAAUCGAAGUUCCAUUUGCAGGUGCGGCGCAACGACUUCAUCCAAGCGCUGGUGACGUUCUUCAACGUGGAGUUCACGAAGUCGCACAAGCGGCUCGGCUUCAGCACCGCGCCCGAGGCUCCCUACACGCAUUGGAAGCAGACCGUGUUCUACUUCGACGAGUACAUGACGGUCAAGAAGGGCGAAGAGAUCAUGGGAACGUUCUCGAUGCGCCAGAACGCUCGCAACAACCGCGACCUGGACUUCGAAGUCGAGAUCGACUUCAAGGGCGAACUGUGUCAAGUCCAGGAGAAGAACCACUACAGGAUGCGCUGAGGCACGCCCUGGCCACCGCAGGAUUAAUCGUGAACGCUGUAUUCUGAUUUUACCUGUAAGUUACUGCAAUGUGAAUUGAGUAAAAUUUUUGUUUCCCGUAGCUUUACACUCGGACCAAGGUUAUGUAAAGCCCGGUCCGUGAGCACGUAGAAUUUUGUCCAAUGACCCCUAGCUACCCAUCCUUAUCGCUCGCGCGAAAUUAUGUUGCUAUCGCGCUCGCACACUCACUGCGGGUGCCAGUCGCACAGUCGCGACAGCAAUAUAAUUACGCGCGAUCGAUAAGGAUGGGUAGCUAGGGGUCAUUGGACAAAAUUCUACGUGCUCGGAGACCAGACUAUAGUAGGUUUUUUUGGGCAACUAAAUAAUCAUAUUGAUUACCUAAGUAAUUUUUACAUUUCUUUAAGACUAUUUGAACAAGUUGAAAUUUUUUGAGGGUAAAAAUUAUGUCAUUUUAAAACGCCUAUAAACUUAAUAUUACAAACUAUUUUUGUAGUAGGUAAAUGAAUUAAACUGCUUAUGCACAGCUUCAGAAAUUGUGUAAACACAUUCAACUCUAAAAACAGAAUACAGCAUUCGCGACCCAUACGAUCUGCAAAUUAAUGUUAACUUGAAUGUAAUCCAAUGCUGUGUCAACUCGAAAUUUUUUGUUUCUUCAUUAUUCAUUAUUGUGAUACUCCCUGGCGGAGAUUGUAACGUUUUGGUGGUCUUCGGUGUUGUAAUUUUGUCUAUGUCGAAGCUUUAUGGUGAUAAAACAUUGUGUGGUGUAUAAAUUUCAAAAACUUUUGGCCUAUCUUUAAGCGGUAAUAAUAAGGUUUGUUUUUGAUUAAACCAAACACAGUGAAACGCCGCCAUAAAAUUAAUAACAAAAACUUCGUUCUUGGGUUGACACGGUGUUGUCUAAUUGAAUACAAUUUUAAUUUUACAUUAAAUACCCAAAGGAUGGGCGAGAUCGUCUUCGUGAUAUUGCAACCAAUUUAUUCGAUGUCAAUAUAAGUAAUUUUGAAUGUCAAAUCAUUUCGUAGGUGCCUUCAGGAUUCAAAACAAAAAUAUACCACAUCUGAUAAGAGUGGUUGAUCAGUUUCGUAAAACCUCAUAUCAUUUUGUUUGCAUGUGUAGUUGCUGUUACAAAUGAGAAUGAAUGUUACAGUUUUUGCAAAUUAAUGCAAUAUGUUACUUAUUUCAUUUUUUGUUUUAAGUAGUAUCAGAAUGUAAUUCUCAUUUUUGAGUCGUUUAAAAACUAACUUCGAAUUGAAGGCUGGCUUCUCGUUAACGAAUUUGUAACGUCACUGUAUCAUUACGGUCGCUGUGUUAAUUUUAAUUAAUUAUUAAGUGUUCGAACUCACUUUUCAAACGUGCGAUUUCUAAAAAUAGCUAGAUUUACUGUAGCAAAGAACUCCGUUUGUGAGAUUAGUUAAGCAGUUAAGACAAGUGGCAGAUAGCAUAGAAAUAAUGUUAGUAAAUGAAUUAUACCUUAUACUUAUACAGUGUUCAAAGGAUAUUGUAACGAAAAGUGACUUCGAACUGCAUCUUAUGUAUGAGUAAGAUUCUCAUGUUUGUAUUAAACCGCCUAAGGAUUCUCCCCGGCGAUUACAAGUAUGUACGACCCGGGAAACGCUAGUUUUCAGACUAAAACUUAUUCUACGGUCACUUGUAAUUAAAACUAGUCGAGUCGUCAACUAUUGACUUGACUCUAAAUAUUUUUCUAGUUUCACUGAAUGUAGGUACACAGAUGUUGGUUUUGUUAUUAGUGGCAAAAUAAUGAUUGUGUUGAUUUUUUGUAAAGAAAAUUGAAUUCCAAUAGUAGAUUUUAUAUAAAAUUUGUAAUCGUCACAUUAUAUUUUUCAAAUAAAAUUUAAUUAAACGGGAAACUAAAUAACAAAACUAGCAUAUUAGUGUACCUAUGAACCCUUCCCAGUAUUGUUUGUGUCAAAGUGCAAAGUAAAAUAUACUCUGUCUGAGGAUUAGGUCAAUCUUUGUAGACACCAAUGCCAAUGACAAGCUAGUUGAGCCAUUGUGGCGGAUCCAGUUUUCUAUAAUGUAGCGAAUGAUGAUUGUAUGUAAGUAUGGUUAAGUAUUCGAGGUGCAUAAACGAGUUAAGCAGA
This is a messenger RNA of Ostrinia nubilalis (European corn borer), 3448 nucleotides long. RefSeq names its product protein arginine N-methyltransferase 1 (gene Art1). Gene Ontology annotation, cellular component: nucleus. Bases 276 to 1346 code for a protein of 356 amino acids. Gene Ontology annotation, molecular function: protein-arginine N-methyltransferase activity. The transcript has 8 exons. Gene Ontology annotation, biological process: peptidyl-arginine methylation. Lineage: Eukaryota; Metazoa; Arthropoda; Insecta; Lepidoptera; Crambidae. The record is from RefSeq and is a predicted model, not a curated record.